Camelina sativa (false flax) is the source of this 885-nucleotide messenger RNA. The record is from RefSeq and is a predicted model, not a curated record. NCBI's taxonomy places the organism in Eukaryota, Viridiplantae, Streptophyta, Magnoliopsida, Brassicales, Brassicaceae.
AUGUGUCUUUAUGUGAUUGUUUAUGUGGAUGAUUUGCUCAUCGGGGGUAAUGAUGAAGACGAAGUUGUUCGUUUUAAGCAGUAUUUGAGCCACUGCUUUCACAUGAAAGAUUUGGGUCCACUUAAAUAUUUUUUGGGCAUUGAGGUAGCAAGGUCUUCUCGAGGCAUUUACUUAUCUCAGCGUAAAUAUGCCUUAGAUAUUAUUAACGAAUGCGGUUUAUUAGGAGGGAGGCCGGUUUGUACACCUAUGCUUCAAAAUCACAAACUUGAAGAAGAUACAGGAGGUAUUUUGACACGCCGGAAUGGUAUCGGCGUUUGGUUGGGAGAUUGGCUGAAACAUUGGUGGGCUGCAUUGCGUGUUGUUCGUUAUCUCAAGAACAGUCCUGGACAAGGGAUCUUGUUUACUGCUAAUGGUGACUUGCAUAUCUCUGCAUAUUGUGACUCUGAUUUUUCGACUUGUCCAAUAUCUCGUCGGUCUCUCUCAGGAUAUGUUGUUUUGUUGGGUGGUUCCCCCAUCGCUUGGAAGACUAAAAAGCAAGGAGUUGUAUCUCAAUCUUCAGCGGAGGCGGAAUACCGAGCAAUGUCUUUCACCACCUCGGAGCUCAAAUGGCCAUUUGGUGUCUUGUUGACCGACUCCAUUCGUUUACAUUGUGACAACCAGGCGGCUCUCCACAUUGCUGCGAAUCCCGUCUUUCACGAGCGUACCAAACACAUUGAACGUGAUUGUCAUUACAUCCGCGAUGAGAUCCAGAAUGGCUUGAUCAAAACAGUCUACGUUCAAACUACUCAACAGCUUGCAGAUAUUUUCACUAAGGCUCUUGGCUCUCCAGCGUUCGAGUACCUGUCUCGCAAGUUGGGCAUCUGUGAUUUACAUGCGCCAACUUGA